ACUCAAGUGAUGCACCCAUCCUAGGGACAGCAUGGAAGAGCACCAGUAAGCCAGUAACUCUGCCCCUGUAAUAGGGUUAGAGGCAGAGAAUCCCAGUGGAGAGAGGGGAACCAGCCAGGCAGAGACAUCAAGGGCUCCAGUGCCUUUCCGUUCACCUUCACACCCCUGGGCCAGACUAAACUCAAUCAUAGGACCUACUGAAGAGAUGAGUCUUCAGUAAAGACUAAAAGGAUCGAGAUCGAGUCUGCGUCUCUCACAUGGAUGGGCAGGUAACUAUCGAAUGGAACAUAAUAAAUAAAUGGUUAUUUUCAGAACGAAACGAUUGGAAAAACCCUGGUUUGUGCACAACUUUAUUAUUGUAGCCUAGUCCAUGGUUUUUGCAUUAAUACACAUGGAUACUUUGCGUUACCACUAGGGGGAGCUGCAGGCAUGCGCGUCUCGGUCCGUGACGGUUGGAAGAAAUCAACUGUACAUCCUGUUUUCAGUUUGUAACUUUUAUAAGCAUUGUUUUCAAAUUCUAGAGACCACUAAUUCACAGUUAAGAUAAACAUGUUUUCUGGUCGUUUUGAUGUAUAAAGUUUUGACCAAGUGAAAAUACGAGUGAGAUUUCCCCAUUCAUUCAUUUACAGUAUGUGUAGAAGCCACGUUGUUACAGUAGCUGGCUAAGCUCUAGUUCAAACACCGCUGUCAAAAAAUAAAUGUGUCACUCUCUUUGGAAUAGUGGGGUUGGAGUGCCAUCUAAAACUAUGCAGUACAUCUCGUCAGACUUCUGACAAUAGUUCGGCAGCCUCUGAUGCUCUUUGACACCGUACGAGUGAAGCACGUCUAUUUCAUGCCGUGCGUCAGAGCAGUUCUUCCACUGUUCCGAGAAGUGACCAUGCAUAUUCAUAUAUUUUAAUUGCAUGCAAAUGAAGGUUGCCUUCGCUAACGCACCCACAACGGAAACACAAUCAUGGCCUCGGAUUUGCUGGUGGACGCAUUAGAACAGUGUUUGUAAAUGGCUCAUAAGAAUGUUCCCAGAUAUUUAAGACGCUGGAUGAGGAAGCCAUGAGGGUGCCUUGGAGGUAUCCGACUCAGAUAACACUGACUAUGUGCCGGUGGGUUAAGUUGGAGUUGUGGAAGCACCUGGUGGUCCAGCUGUCCUAGAUGAGCCUACAGAUGUGGAGGAAUCCUCUGAGGGGGAGAGUGAAAACCAGUCAAGUAGACAGAGUCUAAAAGGGUCUUACUGACCCCCCCCACUAAAGGCAGAACCAGAAUCCAUAACAUCUUGAGGAGCUUUUCCCAGGGCCUGUAACGGGAUGUCACCCAAAGAUGCCUGGGAGCAGUUCAUUAGUAUCAUUGAGAUUGUGUACAAAUUGUGAAGGACGGAGAACGACAGCAAAAGGAAACGAGGGGAGAGAGGUCAACAAAGAUGAACCAAAGGCCUUUAUCGGUUUAACCCUCCUCACCAGCGUGGAGAAAAGGUGGGAUGUCUCCACAUGGGAGUUAUUUUUGGAUCCACUGCAGAACUCAAUGUAUAAGGCCACCAUGUCGGUCGGAAGACGUGAGGGUAUCCGUCACUACCUGACAUUGAUAACAAGAGGACCAGAGUGUCCAGAGAGGCAACAGACCACCUGGCAGCCUUCUGGUAUAUGUGGGACCUUUUCCUAACAAACUGUAGUGGAAGGUUCAUCCCCAGCAACUGCAUCACAGUGGAUGAGCAGCUUGUGCCGUUCCGGGGGCAGAAGCAGGUUCACACAGUACAUGCACAGCAAGCCUGUCAAAUAUGGUAUAAAGAUCUUCUGACUAUGUGAUGCAAGAGUCCCCUAUGCCAUUGAUGGGAUAGGCUACACAGGCAGACAGCCAGGAGAGGAGGUUCAGAACAACCUUGGAGACAGCAUUGUCCGAAAGUUGUGCAGUGGAAUGAGACAAACAGUUGAAGUAUUCUUUCUAAGAAUUAUUGCAAUACCUCGGUCAGACAUUUUUAUAUUUUCUAGUGUGUAUUUUAGAUUGAUAUUUUAUUCAUUCUUCUGAGACAUUGUUGUAUUAAUACAAAACAGUUAUAGAAUAGAAAUUCCAAAAGUAUACUUUUGUAUUUCACCCAUUGUUUUCAAUCGCAGAUCGCAAUAUCACAAUGGACACAUUCUUUACUAGUGUCCCUUUGGCAGAGUACCUCUUGGACAAUAACGUGACAGUUGUGGGGACUCUUCGCCAAAACAAGCCGGACAUAACCACCAAUUAUGAAGCCAUCCAAGUUCACGAAGGUGCAUAGCUCCGAGUUUAGUUUCAAUGUCAACUUGGCCAUGAUAAUUUAUGUGCCGAAGCAGUUGUCCUUUCCGAGCACGCUGCAGGAUGACAAAGUGGUGGAUGAGGCCAGUGCCAAGAAGAAGCCAGAGAUGAUCCAAUAAAAUAACUGCACAAGAGGAUGAUUGGACAUUAUGAAUCAGAUGGUGUGUGCCACCCUCAAUGUUUACAUCAUAUUUAUGCCACAGAACCCCAACUUCAUGUGAGGUGUGAACGGCACCCGACGGCUGUUCAUCAAGGAGCUGGUCAAAGAGCUUGUGAUCCCACACAUGCAGAGAGGCGCAUGGAAGGAUGUUGCAACCUACCAAAGGUCAUCACUGAAGCAAUGGAAAGAUGUGGGGUGAUGAAAGAGAGCCAUGCCAUCACCACUCAGAGUACCCAGGGCCAGAAGAGGAAGAGAUGCCAGCUCUGCCCACCACUCAGAGCACCCAGGGCCAGAAGAGGAAGAGAUACCAGCUCUGCCCACCACUCAGAGCACCCAGGGCCAGAAGAAGAAGAGAUACCAGCUCUGCCCACCACUCAGAGCACCCAGGGCCAGAAGAGGAAGACAUACCAGCUCUGCCCACCACUCAGAGCACCCAGGGCCAGAAGAGGAAGAGAUACCAGCUCUGCCCACCACUCAGAGCACCCAGGGCCAGAAGAGGAAGAGAUGCCAGCUCUGCCCACCACUCAGAGCACCCAGGGCCAGAGGAGGAAGAGAUACCAGCUCUGCCCACCACUCAGAGCACCCAGGGCCAGAAGAGGAAGAGGUGCCAGCUCUGCCCACCACUCAGAGCACCCAGGGCCAGAAGAGGACGAGAUACCAGCUCUGCCCACCACUCAGAGCACCCAGGGCCAGAAGAGGAAGAGAUACCAGCUCUGCCCACCACUCAGAGCACCCAGGGCCAGAAGAGGAAGAGAUACCAGCUCUGCCCACCACUCAGAGUACCCAGGGCCAGAAGAGGAAGAGGUGCCAGCUCUGCCCACCACUCAGAGCACCCAGGGCCAGAAGAGGAAGAGAUACCAGCUCUGCCCACCACUCAGAGCACCCAGGGCCAGAAGAGGAAGAGGUGCCAGCUCUGCCCACCACUCAGAGCACCCAGGGCCAGAAGAGGGAGAGGUGCCAGCUCUGCCCACCACUCAGAGCACCCAGGGCCAGAAGAGGAAGAGAUGCCAGCUCUGCCCAAGCGCAACGUUUAGAAAAGUCAGCUGCUGGUGUACUCAGUGCAACAUACCUGUCUACACAGAGCACAGUCACAUGCUUGUGUUUGUAACAAAUGCAUGGACUAAGGCAGCAUAAGUGCACGCGCGCGCACACACACUUUGCUCAUUCUAGUGUUUAUGUUUUCUAAAUUCACAAUUGUUAGUGUUGUCGUUUAAACUGAUGAUGAACUUUGGAUUUUCAAAUAAAUGUUUGGAACUAUUA
Oncorhynchus keta (chum salmon) is the source of this 3688-nucleotide messenger RNA. RefSeq lists its product as uncharacterized. The transcript has 2 exons. The record is from RefSeq and is a predicted model, not a curated record. NCBI's taxonomy places the organism in Eukaryota, Metazoa, Chordata, Actinopteri, Salmoniformes, Salmonidae. Bases 2617 to 3462 code for a protein of 281 amino acids.